CUUUUGCGCAUGCGCGUACUUUCUCGUGUGUUUGCAGUUUCAUUUUUAAUCUGACGCUGUAAAUAUCGCUCUAAAUAAUGCCAGGAUACUGUUGUGUUCUGGAAUGUACAUCGUCAACAGGAGGUCAUUCUUUCCGAAAGACACAAAGCAAAGUUACCAGUGGAGAGUUGCCAUCAGGAGGGUUGAUUCUACAUCAAAAACACUAUGGAAACCAAAGGCACAUGACAAAGUCUGUUUCCUCCACUUUCGUGAGGAAGAUUACACUUCUACAUGAGAGAAAAAGACUGAAGCCAGGAACGAUACCAUAUUUCCAUUUAAUAAAGUGAAAGACGUACUAUCAUCAGCCGUCUAGCUAAACGCUGCGAAGAAUCAGAUCCGGUGACAGUAGGCCUACUAACAGCUCCUGAUUAUAUUCAUGGAGGUUGAGUCUCAAGCAGAUGAAGCAGUGGAAGACAAACAUGAAGACUGCCCUGCUGAGAGCCAAAAAGAAAGUACAGCUUCCCAGUGUGAUAUCAGUACAUCAUCAGACACAAGAGAAAGCAUCAUGCUGUACCAGCAAAAUGCAAAGGCUGUCCAGUAUCUAACUGGAUUUAGUCAUUUUGAACACUUCAUGUUGUUUUUCAAUUGCCUUGGACCAGCAGCUCACUGCUUGAAUUUCAAAUGUUUGUCACCAGAGGACCAGUGUUUUUUGACCAUUAUGCAUUUUGACCGUUUCAAGCUAUCGGUAACAACGGUGUCAGAAAUAAAACGCACAUGGAUCAACUUUGUUUUUCCAGCUCAGUGAAAUGAACAUUUAGCCAGAACGUGACAUUGUUGACGACUAUAUGCCUGUAAAAUUUAAGAAAUAUGGAGUAUUGACUUCAUGGGUAAACAAGAGUGACUGGCAUAAUUUGUCCUUGUCUUUCGGUUGCAUUCAAA
Molecule: messenger RNA, 918 nt
Organism: Lingula anatina
Lineage: Eukaryota; Metazoa; Brachiopoda; Lingulata; Lingulida; Lingulidae
Source: RefSeq, a predicted model, not a curated record